UUAGGGGGCUGCAAUCAAGCUAGGUGAGAGAAGCAAAUUUAGUUGGGAAAUAAGAGGAAAUGGAAGAUAUCUAGCUUGAAGGUGAAGACGACAGUGGCAGUGAGCCUGUGAAGGUGGGAUUAGAGCAGAUUUCGGGCACGAGGUAGGGAGCAAUGUUGCAUCGACAACCGCGGCUGGGGAAGGGUGCAAGUUUAUGUAGGGGAUAAGAGGAAAGGGGGAAAUUCCGGCAAGGGGGUGAAGGUGGCGGUGGGGGUGGGGAUAGAGGUGUAGCAGAUUACAUCAAGGGGCUGAAGGUGACGGUGGGGCAGAUUCUGGUGGGGAUCGUGAAAGGGGAGGAGAAGGGAAUGCUUUUUUUUUUUUUUUUUUUUUCAAUAUUAAUUUUCUGAUUAUUGUUUUAUUGUUUUUAAAAUUAUUUAAAAGUAGACCACUCAAAAGGUGACGUGUGACAAGUUACCUUUUGAAACAGGUUAUCAAUUACACAAACCGGUAAAAGGCUUGUUUUGAGCAAAUGGGGGUAUAAGGUGGGAUUGUUUCUAGAUUAUUCACAGAUGGGAUUGUUUUGAGCAUAAAUGGCAACAGUAGGAUUAUUUCUUUCCACAUUUCCAAUUUUUUUUGGGUUUUGAUUGAAUAUUGCGUGAAUUGAAGGAUUUAUGGAGGUGGCUUGGUGGAAUUGAGAGGUGGUUAAGGUUUUUCGGUGAGGUGGCGGGAUGGUGGAGGUGAGAGGUCAGUGUGGUGGGUCGGUUAGGUGAGAGAGAGUAAGGGUCGAUUUACAUGUGGGGUUGGAGGUCCGGGAUAAGGUGGGUUAGUGGGUUUCGAAUUUAGGAGGUUUCAAGGUGGUCUGUUUCAGGGGAUUUCGUGGGGUCCAGGUGGGGUAGGUUGAGAGUUUGGGGUAAUAUCUUGUGGUGGUUAUGGAGGUUCAGUGGUGGCGAUUAUGGUGGGUUCCAUUAAAGGAGUGGAAGGAUUUGAGAUGAAAGAAGACUGACAUUAAAAAAAUGAAAAAUUAACCUGUUAAACAGGUUAUAGGUAAAAAGGUUUGUUUUGAGUAGAUGAGGGAAUAAGGUGGGAUUGUUUCUAGAUUAUUUAUAGGUGGGAUUGUUUUGAACAGAAGUGACAAAGGUGGGAUUAUUAGUUUCCAUUUUUCCUAAGAAUAUUGAAUGAGUUGUAAAUAAUUAGUUGUCAAGGUGUAUAUGUAUGCGUGUAAUUUAAGGCGGGGAAGACGGUAGGGUAGGGGGGGUGGAGAAGGAGGCAUUGGAAGUUAAUGCUAUGAAGAAUUUUAAUUGUGUCACAAGUCCUAGGAAAAGAUGGUGGGUUAGUACGCUUUUCUAUUCUUAUUCCUCAUUUAGGCGAUCCAAUUAUUCUUAAUUUAAAUAUAACAUUUUCAUGCAUAAAAUCAAAGGGAUUUUGAGGAAUCAUGGCAGGAGAGUGUGGCGGGAUUGGUGUCCUUUAGUUGGCCUUUCUUUAAUCAUCACCUAUGAAAAAAAAAGAAAAAAUCAUUGUUCUCAAACUUUCCUCAUUCUACUUGAAAUUUGGAAGGACUUGUUCUAUAGUAGGUAUUUUAUUGAUUUGCAUUUAUUUAAAGACCAAUCAAGGCCUUUUCUCAUAUCUUGUGCUUUUAAUAAUGAAGAUUUAAAGAAUAAUUUGUUAUUGUAUUGUCCUACUGCAACAAUUCUGUUGCAUAAACUACUUAGUUGUGUAAGAAAUUAGUGGUUUGUCCCACUAUUGGUUAUUGGUAAUGUACAUGUGAAAUUUGUGGGGAAAAAAGGUUUGCUUUUUGUGUGAUUAGGGGUACUCUGGUUCAAAGGCUUCUUUGGUUUCUUCAUGGGAUCGAGCGGUAUUUUUAGCUUCUAUUUAGGCGCACGCCUUUUUCUCUAUUGAAAUUCGAGAUUGGAUUUUUUUUUUCUUUAUCAGUCGUGGAGUAUUAGACUUCUUGAUUUGUUGUCCCCCUUUUGUAAUUUCUCAUUCUCUUUGUUGUGGACUUCUUUUUCAAUUUUGCACUCACAAUUUAAAACAUGCACUCGUUAAAAUUCUAAUUCUAAUAUUCAACAAAUUGCUCCUUUCAAGAAUUAUGAUGAAAUAGUUCAAUCCAUUUGUAUUUCUAUUGGCAUACACCUCAUGGUCAAAUAUGCUAGUAUAGAAUGCAAUGAAUUAUCCACACAAACCAUGCCUAUAUUUGACUUACCAAACACCUUUUAAGCUGUUAGUUAGUUAAAUUUACCUUGUUAACAGACAAGCUAUUUGCUAGCUUCUAGCCUGCUAUAGGCUAAAGCUAUUCAGUUUCCUUUUUCUCUAUCUAACUACAGAUUAGUGCUGACUUUGGGCCAAUAAUCUCAACAUGUCUCUUUCUUUAACACCUGCAAAGAGACAACAUAGUCGAAAACAUGAGAACUCAAAUGGGAAAAAGUUCCAAAAGUCGGCAAGUCUUAAUUCACCAAAACAGCCCAGGAAGACCUUAUCUGGAGGUGCCAUUCUCCGUGUUCUUUGCCCAUCUUCUAGAAUUGAAAGUGUAAUUGAAAAGAAGAGCAAUAUCUUAUCACAAAUACGCCAAGAAACUGGUGCUAAGGUCAGAAUUGAUGACCCUGUUCCUGGAUGUGAUGAGAGGGUAAUCUUUAUAAUGGGUCUUGAUAAGGAAGAUGAGAGUAGCAACCAACAUAAAAAGAUCGACAAUGAGGACUCUAAGUCAUCCAAAGAGCAAGGCACUUCUGACGAUCACAAUGUAAAUGAUGUUGACAAGGAAACUCCUACAAAUGUUGAUGACCUGUUGUCCAAGAAGGGAACUUCAUCUGUGCAGAAUGCUUUGUUACUUGUGUUUGAAAUUUUUUUUGAAGGGGAGGGGGAGACAGAAGACACUAAUGAAGAAAGCAAUGGAUCUGGUACAGUCACUCUGAGGUUACUUGUGCUUUCCAGUCAGGUGGGAUGCCUUUUAGGAAUGGGUGGCUCUAUCAUUAAGCAAAUGUCUGCUGAAAGUGGUGCUCAGAUUCGAGUUCUUCCCAGGGACAAACUCCCUCAAUGUGCCUCUUCUGCCGAUGAAGUAGUUCAGAUCACAGGACUGGCUGAUGCUGUCAAGAAAGCACUCAGAACUGCUUCGGAUCAGAUUCUGGAAAAUGCAUCUCAUGAUAAUGGUUCUUCUCCUUCUGAUUCCUUUAAACCCACGUCUCAACCACACAGUAAUCAUGUUCCAAGGCCUGAAUCCCAUUCCCAUCGGUCGCUUCCUUCUCAUGGGGCAUUGGGUGGUGGAUUUCGUGAUGGUGCUGAUUUUCAUUCAGGUGGCCCCCAAUUGUUUCCCAAAUUCCAUGAAAACUUUAUGCCUGGUAGAAUGGAUGCUCCUGAGAUUGUAACCUUUCGAUUACUUUGCCCUGGUGAGAGGGUAGGUGGUGUGAUUGGAAAGGGUGGAGCUGUAAUUAAGACUCUCCAGCAUGAAAUAGGGUGUGAGAUUAAAGUUCUUGAAGGUGCUUCAGAUGCAGAGGAACGCAUGAUACUUGUAUCUGGCCCAGCGCAUCCAGACGAUAGGAUAUCUGCUGUUCAGGAUGCAGUUCUUCGUGUGCUAAAUCGUGUUGCCAAAGCUAUACCUGAUAGCAAGGAGAAGAGUGUAAUGGCAAAGCUUCUUGUUCCAUCCAAUCAAAUUGGCUGCCUUCUUGGUAAAGGUGGCUCAAUCAUUGGUGAGAUGCGUAAGGUUACAGGGGCUUAUAUUCGUAUUUUGGGGAAAGAUCAGAUCCCUAAGAGUGCAUCUGAGAAUGAAGAAGUUGUACAGAUUAAUGGAGAAUUGGAAGUAGUUCAAGAAGCACUUUUGCAGAUAACCACAAGACUUCAACAUCAUUUCUUCCGUGAUGCAUUUCCUUCAAUCAACCAUCCUUCAAAUCUUGCAUUUUCAGAUCGAGCACCCCCUUUUCCUUCAUUUAUGGGACGACGAGAAGUCUCUCCUCCAGGAAUGUUUCCGAAACACGGCCCUUCAUUUAGAAACGCUGAUUAUAUUGGUUUGCCUCCUAUGCAUGGUGGAUUUCAUCCUCAUGAUGAACAUCCACCAUUUAUGCAUGAUAUUCAUCGACAUGGAGGUCCUAAUAUCUCUGAAAGAUCGUGGCAUCCACAGAAUUUAAUUGAUGGUCCUAUGGGCUUGUUGGAGCAUGGUGGUCCCCCUCAAAGACGGAUGUCUGGAUUUGGAGGGGGAAGCCCACAGCCUGUAAUCACAAAUACGACUGUGGAUGUAGUUGUUCCCAGUUCUCUUGUACCUAUAAUAUAUGGAGAGGAUGGUGGAUGCUUGAGACAAAUUCGACAGAUUUCUGAUGCAAAGAUUACAAUCACAGAUCCCAAACCAGGUGCUCCUGAAACUGUCAUCAUCAUUUCUGGAACUCCUGAACAAACUCAUGCUGCACAAAGUCUUAUCCAAGCGUUUGUAAUGCUUGAGAAUGAAUCUUCUUGACGAGUUGAAAGAGCUUUUAGUCCCCCCUCAUGACCACAUUUAGGGAGUAGUCAUUUUUUGUUGUUGCAAAAUGUAACUUUGAACCUUGUAUGUUUUUUCCAACAUAUUCAUGAAAUGAAUAUACAAAGUAGAAUUUAGUUAAUGAACU
Messenger RNA from Chenopodium quinoa (quinoa), 4562 nucleotides. Its product is annotated as KH domain-containing protein HEN4-like. The transcript has 8 exons. The coding region runs from base 2333 to 4414 and encodes 693 amino acids. Gene Ontology annotation, molecular function: mRNA binding. Gene Ontology annotation, cellular component: cytoplasm; nucleus. Lineage: Eukaryota; Viridiplantae; Streptophyta; Magnoliopsida; Caryophyllales; Amaranthaceae. The record is from RefSeq and is a predicted model, not a curated record. Gene Ontology annotation, biological process: regulation of gene expression.